AUGUUGUCGCGCUGAGGAGCGGUGAUGGGUCCGCACAGAGCGAGCUGAUCGCGGUCAGUGCCGGAGGAUCAUGUCCUAUGUGUCUUCACAAGAUGGAAGGUGUGUGUCUCCAUGUUCUCGGCCUCACACUCCUCUGAAUGGCCACACACACGACUCCCCCGGCUGGAGCCGCCAGCUCCGCGUCAGAGAUGGAGACCAGUUCUACCUGCUGGAUCAAGAGGAGGUUCAUCCAUUGCUGAUGAAUGAUCAUCGUCCCGUCUCUCACCGACACAAACUGCUGCGCAGGACCGUCAGCGUACCUGCAGACAGCAGACCACAUCCUGAGUCAGAGCACGCUCGUGCUCGCAGGAAGAGCUUUGCCACGUCGCGGCAGAGAAGCAUGGAAACUCCGCCCACUGCCCCUACACAGCCAUUCCGACAACCUAGUUUUCUAAGUCGCCGUCUGAAAGGAUCAAUUAAACGAGCAAAGAGCCAACCCAAACUCGACCGCACAGGAAGCUCACACAGCGUGCCGUCUGUCCAUCUGUGUGUGUGCAGGACGCGUCUCAUGCAGAGCUUCAAGGAGUCUCACUCUCACGAGUCCCUGCUGUCUCCCAGCAGCGCGGCCGAGGCUCUGGACCUCACGCUGGACGAGGAUGCCAUCAUCAAACCCGUCCACUCCAGCAUCCUCGGCCAGGAGUACUGCUUCGAGGUGACCACUGCAUCAGGCACCAAGUGUUUUGCGUGCCGCUCCGCUGCUGAGAGGGACAAAUGGAUCGAGAACCUGCAGCGAGCCAUCAAACCCAACAAGGAUAACAGCCGUCGUGUUGAAAACGUGCUGAAGCUGUGGAUCAUCGAGGCCCGUGAUCUUCCUCCGAAGAAGCGCUAUUACUGCGAGCUGUGUCUGGAUGACAUGCUGUACGCGCGAACCACCAGCAAACCGCGCACAGACACCGUGUUCUGGGGCGAACACUUCGAGUUCAACAACUUGCCAGCCAUCCGCAGCCUCAGACUGCACCUGUACAAGGAGACAGACAAGAAGAGACGCAAGGAGAAGAGCACGUAUCUGGGGCUGGUCACUAUCCCGAUCCCCAGUAUAACGGGCCGUCAUUUCGUGGAGCAGUGGUAUCCGGUCAUCCAGCCCAGCGUUCUGGCUAAAGGCGGCGGCGUGGGCAGCGGGAAGAGCAUCAACGCCUCGCUGCGCCUCAAGUGCCGCUACCAGACCAUGAGCAUCCUUCCCAUGGAGCUGUACAAAGAGUUCGCCGAGUACGUGACCAACAACUACCGGACUCUGUGUGGCGUCCUGGAGCCGCUGCUGAGCGCCAAGAGCAAGGAGGAGGUGGCCUGUGCGCUGGUGCAUAUCCUGCAGAGCACCGGCAAAGCCAAGGUCAGCCGAGAGUUCAUCCGCGCGCUGUACGAGUCGGAGGAGAACUGUGAGGUGGAUCCGAUGCGAACGCCUCCGUCGGUGCUGUCGGAUCAUCAGGCUAACCUGCGCAUGUGCUGCGAACUAGCGCUCUGCAAGAUCAUCAACUCACACUGUGUGUUUCCUCGCGAGCUGAAGGAGGUGUUUGCGUCGUGGCGUGUGCGCUGUGCUGAGCGCGGCCGGGAGGACAUCGCUGACCGUCUCAUCAGCUCGUCUCUCUUCCUGCGCUUCCUGUGUCCCGCCAUCAUGUCCCCGUCUCUGUUCAGUCUGACGCAGGAGUAUCCGUCCGAACGCACCUCUCGAACCCUCACGCUCAUCGCCAAGGUGGUGCAGAGCCUGGCCAGCUUUUCCAAGUUCAGUGGGAAGGAGGACUAUCUGGGCUUCAUGAAUGAGUUCCUGGAGAUGGAGUGGGGCUCCAUGCAGCAGUUCCUGUACGAGAUCUCUAAUCUGGAGUGUGUGAGUAACGCCGGGGCGUUUGAGGGCUACAUCGACCUGGGCCGCGAGCUCUCCAUCCUGCACAGUCUGCUGUGGGAGGUCAUGGCGCAGCUGAGUAAGGACGCCAUCCUGAAGCUGGGGCCGUUGCCGCGGUUACUGAAUGACAUCAGCAUGGCGCUGAGGAACCCACAGCUACACCGUCAGGCGAGUCACCAGCCGCCCGAACGCCACCUGACCCGGCCCACCUUCAGCCGCCUCGCCACCAACGACUUCCAGAGCCUCAUGAUGAGAGACCUCAACAGCUCCAUAGAUAUCUCUCGUCUGCCGUCUCCAACAGCCGGUCUCUCCGGCAGCGGCGUUCUCUCUCACCCUGGAAUGGCUGCGUUCUCCGAGCGAGAUCUCCGUGGAAACAAAGACGUCUUCUACGUGACCCGCCCACCUCUCGCACGCUCAAGCCCCGCCUACUGCACGAGCAGCUCUGACAUCACUGAACCAGACCCCAAGGACUCUCGCAUCAACAGCGUGUCCAACCUGCACUCGGUGAACGUGAACUCGUCUCAGGGGUCUCUCGUUGGCUUCGGUCCGCUGGGUGGCGCCCCCCUCAGGGCCGGAGGGCGUGUUUCGGCCGGCUCGGGCGGCUCCAGCAUGUCGGGCGGUUUGCGUCUGAGUCACUCGGGCGGCCUGACGACGGAUUCACUGUCCCAGCAGCAGCAGCAGCAGGCGGCCGCCAUGCACGUGCCUCUGUCCUUCCAGAACCCUCUGUUCCACCUGGCGUCCGACGGGCCGCAGUACCACACCGCCGCUCCUCCGCCGCUGCUGCUGGCGCCCGAGCCGGAGAACGGACACGUGGGAUUCGGCGUGCCGUCGUUCGCUCACAGCGGCUUCUCCCGCAGCGAGGACCUGUCGGCCCUGAGGACGCAGAACAGCCUGGUGCAGCCCAACAUCGUGCACUCGCACAGCUACAGCGACGACUUCACGCGCCACAACCAGGCCGACUACGCCCGCAGACAGCUCUCGCUGCAGGUGCAGGAGAAUCUCCAGCAGCAGGUUCUGAUGGGCAUCGCCCCGCAGACAGCCACAGGCACCGGCACGCCCGCUUCCCUGGCCACGCCCCCCACCACCAUCCAUCCUGUCCGACAGGCCUCCAUGGCCCCGCCUCCUCCUCAGCGCAUGAAGCCUCAACCCUCCCACCAGCUGUCUGUCAGCUCGGCUGUCAACUCCACGCCCCCCAAGACCCGCCCCCAGAGCGGGAACCUCCUCCAGUCGCCCGACUCCAGUUUCGGGGGGAGGCAGUUGCCGAGGCAACAGCUGUCGGUGAAGGAUAGCCCCGCCCCCGGCCUGCCGCAUCAGUCCAGCACGGCCUCGGAGAGCCCCGCCCCUCAGGGCGGAGCCAGUGAGAGCACAGAAAACACACCGAGCAGCCAACCAGCAAAACCCACACAGCAAACCAACCAACAGCACCUGCUCAAGCCAACCAUGAACAAACAGGGCUCAAAGUCUCCGUCGACUCUCAAUCCUCCCUCAGCCGCGUCCGAGCGUACGGUGGCCUGGGUGUCCAACAUGCCGCAUCUGUCUGCAGACAUCGAGAGUCUGCGUGUGGAUCGCGAGGACUUAAAACUGAAGGAGCACUCUAAGAGCAUGGAUGAGUCCCGCCUGGACCGGGUGCGCGAGUACGAGGAUGAGAUCCACUCUCUGAAGGAGCGUCUGAUGAUGUCCCACCGUAAGCUGGAGGAGUACGAGCGCCGGCUGCAUUCGCAGGAGCAGCAGACCAGUAAGAUCCUGCUGCAGUACCAGAGCCGGCUGGAUGACAGCGAGAGACGACUGCGCCACCAGCAGGUGGAGAAAGACUCGCAGAUCAAGGGCAUCAUCAACAGGUUGAUGGUGGUAGAGGAUGAGCUGAGGGGAAGUGGAAUGCCUGACCUCAAAACAAGAAUAUUCACAGAACAGGUCUGUCACACGCACACCGGGAAAUCAUCAGUAACCUUCAUGCCACUCCAGAAUGAUGACUGUGGGCUUGUUGAGCAGGGCUGUGCGGUAUGA
Molecule: messenger RNA, 3877 nt
Organism: Sinocyclocheilus anshuiensis
Lineage: Eukaryota; Metazoa; Chordata; Actinopteri; Cypriniformes; Cyprinidae
Gene: syngap1a
Product: synaptic Ras GTPase activating protein 1a
Exons: 21
Coding region: 71-3877 (1268 amino acids)
Biological process (GO): regulation of GTPase activity
Source: RefSeq, a predicted model, not a curated record